Molecule: messenger RNA, 3990 nt
Organism: Syzygium oleosum
Lineage: Eukaryota; Viridiplantae; Streptophyta; Magnoliopsida; Myrtales; Myrtaceae
Product: disease resistance protein RUN1-like
Exons: 7
Coding region: 93-3551 (1152 amino acids)
Biological process (GO): signal transduction; defense response
Molecular function (GO): ADP binding; protein binding
Source: RefSeq, a predicted model, not a curated record
GACAGCCCUCGCUCAGAUCCAAGCACACCCAAAGCAAACUUCCGUGAGAGAUAAGAAAGGAUUUGAUACCUGUGGUGUUUAGAGAUCUUACAAUGAAGAAAGGGACGAAUUCACGGGCAUCAUCCGGACCUUCGUAUGAGGUUUUUCUAAGUUUUCGAGGAGCAGAUACCCGUUAUGGAUUCACCGAUUGUCUUUACCAUGGCAUGGUUGAUGCUGGGAUCAUCGUCUUUAGGGACAAUGAAUCCCUCCAUGUUGGUAAGGAAAUUGGUGGUGAACUUCUACAAGCAAUUGAGAACUCCAAGAUCUACGUUCCCAUAUUCUCCGAGAAUUAUGCUUCGAGUGACUGGUGUCUUCGAGAGCUCGCAUACAUGGUCGAGUGCACCUCGAAAUCGAAUGGGAACAAAGAGAUUCUGCCGAUUUUCUUGAACGUGGAACCUGCUGAUGUCAAGCUCAAAACAAAUUUGUACAGACAAACUCUUUCAAAGCGCCAGAAGACGUCGUGCACGGAAGCAGAGUCAUGGGAAAAGGCUCUCAUGGAAGUGGGCAAGAUAAAGGGAUGGAACUGGAAGAAAAAUGAAGGCCAAGGAGAUCUGAUACGUUCCGUAAUUCGAACGGUUUCGAUUAAGCUGAAGGUUGCACAUGAAAAAGUGACUGAACAUCUUGUCGGAGUUGAUGAUCGUGUAGAAGCUAUAAUCAAAAUGUUGGAUGUGGGAUCUAAUAGUGUACGAUUUCUCGGAAUCCACGGAAUGGGCGGUGUUGGCAAAACAACCCUUGCUCAGGUCGUCUUCAACACACUAUCUUCUAGCUUUGAACGAUGUUGUUUCCUUGCAAACGUUCGAGAAUCAUCAAAAGGCAAUGAUGGUCCGGUAAAUUUGCAAAAACAAUUGUUAUCCAAGCUUGCUGGUUCUCGCUCUAUCGAUGAAAUUUAUCACGUGAAUGAUGGGAUCAAAAUUAUAGAGAAAGGAUUACUUAGAAAUAAAAAAGUACUCAUUGUUCUUGAUGACGUGGAUGAGAAAGAUCAACUGAAAAGUCUUGCAGAAAAAGGUAAUUGGUUCGGUUCUUGUAGCAGGAUUCUCAUAACUACAAGGGACAAAAGUGUCCUAACCGAAGGCCCAAAUGUUUCGACUUACGAAGCAUGUGAACUGGAAUUUGAUCAUGCUCUUAAGCUUUUCAGUAGGCAUGCCUUCAAUAGAGACUCUCCACCAGAUCAUCUUGUCUCCCUUUCCGAAAAAAUUGUCCAUACUUUGGGAAAGCUUCCUUUAGCUCUUGAGAUUACAGGUUCAUUUCUUGUCGGUAAAUCCGAAGAACUUUGGAUCAACACAUGGGAAAAGCUACAAGAAGCUCCUCCCAAGGAUGUCCAAAAGAAAUUGAUGAUAACUUAUGAAAGGUUAGAUCCUGCAGAAAGGGAAAUAUUUCUGGAUAUAGCUUGUUUUUUUGUUAAUGAGGAUAUAACAUACCCUUUCUAUAUGUGGAAUGACUAUAAAUACCACCCACACGUUGCCAUUGAUGUCCUUGUUCUCAUGUCCUUGAUAAAAAUCAAAGAAGAUAGCACUUUCUGGAUGCAUGACCAAGUGCGGGACCUCGGAAGAGAAAUUGUCCGUCAAGAGAAUUUCAAACAUCUUAGCGAGCGUAGCAGAGUGUGGAAAUGUGAGGAAGCGUUGGGCAUUGUAAAGUCGAAAGAGGUAAAAAGGGGAAUGACAAUUUAUUUUCGUACGAAUAAUUCUAGACUAUUCUUGCAAAAGGAAAAAAUUAUCGGAAGUAGGAAAAUAGAAGCACUGUCAGUUGCAAAACGUGGAUUAUAUCAAUUUUAUCUUCAUGAAACUCUGAAGAACGAUGAAUUUGCUAAUUUACCAAACUUAAGGUUCUUUCGAGGGUAUGAGGUUUCCCUUGUUGGAGACUUCAAUAAUCUUCUCACCAGUUUAAGAUGGCUUUAUUGGCGAUAUUGCCCUUCCAAGUUUGAGGCAACAAACUUUCAUCCGACUAAUUUAGUGGUUCUUGAGCUUUCAUGGGGCCAUAUUUCGGAGGAAUGGAUUGGCUGGGACCAAAUCAGAGAGGCCAGAAAACUAAAAGUACUAGAUCUCAGCUAUUGUAAAUACUUACAGAGAACACCUGAUUUAUCUACGUGGGUGUAUUUAGAGAGAUUGGUUCUUAAAGGUUGUGGCAACUUAAUUGAAAUUGACCCAUCCAUUGGUAAAUUAAAGCGCCUUACUGUUUUGAACUUGGAUGGAUGUAACUUUCUUCGAGAGUUGCCCGAAGAAAUAGGUUGUCUACAAGCUUUGACAGAGAUUGUCAUGCCUAAUACGCUACAUAAACUUCCGGAGACGUUUGGUAAUUUGCAGUCAUUGUUGACCUUCGAUGUACCAAAUAGGCAAAUCAACAAAUUGCCAUACUCGAUUGGAGGGCUGGUGAAAAUUAGGCAGUUGAAUUUAUCUGGGUGUACAUACAUAAAGGAACUUCCAGAUUCGGUUGGGAAAUUACAAUCAUUAGUCGAGUUGGAUUUGUCAUGGAUGAGAAUUUGUCACCUACCCAAUUCAAUCGGCAAUCUAAAGCAACUGAAGGUACUCAGCAUGAGAGGCAUAAGAGGGUUAACAAAAUUGCCAAGUGCGAUUGGGCUGGUGGAGAAGCUCGAAGAGUUGGAUGCUCAAGGAUGUUGCGAUUUGACCGGUGAAAUCCCCGAAGAAAUUGGGAGAUUGUCCCGUUUGAGGAUCCUAGACUUGUCAAACACACGUAUAUCCGGAUUACCCACCACGGUGAAUCACCUCUCUAAUCUCCAAAUACUUAAGCUAGAAAAUUGUCCCGGGCUGAAACAAUUGCCGGAGCUUCCCCCAAGUUUGACUUGGCUGAUAUGGAUCCCUUUUUAUUUCUGGUGCUCCCCCUGGAUAGCCUUCCUCGGUCCCCCUAGAAUGGAUGCCCUAUCUCAACAGGGAACACUUGUCACCGCUCUUCCCACUAGCAUUAGUACCCUAUCUCAGCUUAAAACACUAUCAUUGUCCUGUAAAUACGUGCAAUUCCUCCCCCGGCUCCCGUCUAGUUUAAGAGAGUUACGACUUCGAGAUCUGGAGAUCACACGAUCACCGGAUUUUUCCAAUUUGAAAAACUUGUCAAUCUUGGCAUUCUAUAAAUGCUCGCUAGAAUUCUCUAGUAUAUUUGAUGCGGAGUCGGAGGAACUCCAUGUGGGGCUCUGUAAGCUUAGAAAAGAGGACUCACCGUCGCAGCCGGAAAUGAAAAGAUUGAGAUUAUUAAAGAUGGAUGGUUGUGAGUUCCUUCCAGAAGUACUUGAUCUGUUGCGCAUGAAGAAUCUAUGCGAGGUAAGUCUGAAACGGUGCCGUUCAUUAGUCGAGAUUCGUGGCCUUGAAGAAUUGGGAUCCCUUGGCUCCCUAUCAGUCGAAUAUUGCCCUUCCCUGGAGAGGAUGUCAGACCUAUCGAAAUUGAAAGAGCUACGUGAGCUCGUGGUAAACUAUUGUCGUAAUCUAAAAAGAGUGCAAGGUCUAAACCACUUGGGGCCUUUAAAGGAGCGGAGAAUCUAUGGUGAUGGAGAGUUUCAGGGGUGAUACCUCAAACGCUGCCGCCGCGUCUGCCGUCAUACACAAAAUUCCCAUUGGCGGCUCCGAUUCCUAGAUCCGCUGCAUUCUCCGGCGGGUCACCGCGUCCUCCACCCCUGCUUCUGCCUCCGCCAUCAUCGCCUCUAGGAGCCCCUUGGCGGGUGCUGGUUGGAAUAUGGCAACACCAAUUUCGCACCAUAACUUGCAACUGACGGUGGUAAAAACCCGACAUUUCAAGAGAAGUUUGUGUUCACGCUCGUUGAAGGGCAUAGGGAGUUGAAUCCUGGCGGUGUGGAACGACAAUAUCCUCACUUUGGGCAUCUGAAGUAAUGGAGUCUUUACAUAUUCCCAAGGGUGUGGGACGGGUGUUGUUCAGAAUCCUACAUACUGCCAGAUGGCUUAUGUACAAAAAAGAGUUCGACACGAGCCAUGUGGAAUUCGUGAGAGA